CCGCUGUGUCCGGGACGAUCGCCCCGAUCCCCCGCCGGGAGCGCUCCCGCAGCGCCCGGGCACCGGCGGCGCCGUGUCCAUCCCGCCGUGCCUGGUGCAUGCCGGGGAGGAGCGAAUGAACCGCCCCCGGGCCGGCCCUGCCCGGCGUCCCCUUCGCCCGCAGCCUUGACCCCGCCUGCCCAGCCAUGGCAGCCUCGCUGAGCCGCCCCUGCUUCAUCUCCCUCCACCUGCCCUACAGGCAGGGCUGGGCCCAGCACUUGGCCAACACCUUUCGCUUCCAGCCAAUGGCCGUGCGGGAGACGCUGCGUGUCCGGCAGCUGGCCUUGCGACGGGAAUCAGCCACCUUCCUGGUCAACGAGCGCCUGGCACCUGCCAGCACCUCACCCUGUGAUUUCCUCUAUGACAUAGACCCUCAGCCCACCUUGGGCACAGCCUCCAAUGUCUGCUUUGAGGUGGAUGAUGUGCCGGGGCUCUGCAAGCGGCUGCAGAGCCAGGGAUGCUCCUUGCUGGUGCCGCCCACUGAGCUGAGGGAUGACGGUGGUUCUGUCACCUACGGGGUGGUGAGCUCUGUCGUGGGCAACAUCUGCCACACCCUUUUGGACCGAUCCUGUUACCRGGGACCCUUCCUGCCUGGCUUCCAGCCCAUCCAAGGAGCCCCCUCAGCCACAGGGGAUGGGAUCAAGAUCACACACUUUGACCACAUCACAUAUGUCUGUCCCCGGGGUGGGGCCCGGGCUGCUCUGGACUGGUACCAACGCUGCUUCGGCUUCCACCGCUUCCUGCUGAACCCCCGGGAGAGGCCAGCCGAGGGGUAUGUGCUGGAGGGGCAGGGGGUGGGCAUGCUGCUCCUCGCACUGCAGAGUGCCCAGGGUACCCCAGCAUAUGGCUGCAAGCUGGUCUUCGCUGAAUCCCUCUCCCACAACGGCMCCAACCAGGUCGACACAUUCCUGGAGCAGCACGGCGGGGCUGGCAUCCAGCACGUCGGCCUCUGCACCACCGACAUCGUCAGCACGACCAGGGCUCUGCAGCGGCGGGGGGCACGGUUCUUCACACCCCCCACCACGUACUACAGCCAUGGGGGCAAAGCRGAGGAGAUCCGGGGGGCUGGGCAGGACCCCCACAUGCUGGCAGAGCUUGGCAUCCUCCUGGACACCACAGUGCCUGGGGACAUGGGCCGGCCAGGUGCUGGUGCCACAGAGAGCCCAUCUCAGGAAUAUUUGAUGCAGAUCUUCACUCAUCCCCUCUUCUCGGAGGAGACCUUCUUCCUGGAGCUGAUUGACCGUCGGGGAGCGCCCGGCUUUGGGGAAGGCAAUAUCCAGGCCCUKUGGAAAGCUGUGCAGGUCUAUAUGGACCGGCAGCAGUAGUGCAGCACUGCAGCACCCCUCCCUCAGCUCCCCAUCCUCCUCGAUCCAACCCCAGGGCAAGGAGCACAGAGAUCCCAGAGSGGGGCCUGUGGCAUGGCCCAGGUGGGCAGGGACCAAGGGAGCWCUCCAGGUCAAUCCAGAACCAAGUCAGUGUGGGAGCAAGGGACUCAGGACUGAGUCCAGUGGGGCUCUGAGCAUUCCCCAGGAUGGAGGUGAUUUCUCCCCUGCACUGGGUUCCCAGUGAUUGACCACAUGUGAAGAACUUUCUGCCUUAGUUUCAUUUUAAUUUAUUGAGAYUUGAGCCUGCAGCAUGGCCAAGAGCAGUGCUGGCACAGCAGCAGCCCCAGAUGUAGAGGGAAGAGGGGCUGCCCGAGGAUAGUGGAUAAUCCAGAGACCAUGGACACAGCCACUCACUGGCAUUUACCACCCAGGGCAUGGCCAACCCUGGGGGGCAAGCGGUAGCCUCUUGUUCCUUUCAAUUAAAGAAUUAGCUUAC
This is a messenger RNA of Malurus melanocephalus (red-backed fairy wren), 1860 nucleotides long. RefSeq names its product 4-hydroxyphenylpyruvate dioxygenase like (gene HPDL). The coding region runs from base 186 to 1364 and encodes 392 amino acids. Gene Ontology annotation, molecular function: 4-hydroxyphenylpyruvate dioxygenase activity. Gene Ontology annotation, biological process: aromatic amino acid metabolic process. The record is from RefSeq and is a predicted model, not a curated record. The transcript is spliced from 2 exons. NCBI's taxonomy places the organism in Eukaryota, Metazoa, Chordata, Aves, Passeriformes, Maluridae.